Danio rerio (zebrafish) is the source of this 2265-nucleotide messenger RNA. NCBI's taxonomy places the organism in Eukaryota, Metazoa, Chordata, Actinopteri, Cypriniformes, Danionidae. The record is from RefSeq and is a predicted model, not a curated record.
AUGAAUGGUACCAGUCGCUGUGCUGGUCGAGUGGAGGUUCUUCAUAGAGGUCAGUGGGGAACAGUGUGUGACAUUGGCUGGGAUAUGGCUGAUGCUGCAGUGGUGUGUAGAGAACUGGACUGUGGAGAACCUGUAGAUACUCUAGGUGAUGCUCCUUUUGGACCAGGACCAGGACCAAUUUGGAUAAAUAGGGCCAUGUGUAGUGGAUCAGAGUCAACACUGAAGAACUGCGGGGCAGAUGGAUGGGGUAAACGAAGACCUUGUGAUACUAAAGAUCCUGGAGUCAUUUGCUCAGAGGUCAGGCUGGUUGGAGGUUCUCGCUGCUCUGGGAUGUUAGAGAUCCUUCAUAAUCAGACGUGGAUGUCAGUGUGUGAUGCUGCCUUUGACCAGCAGGAUGCAGAGGUUGUGUGUAGAGAGCUGGACUGUGGGGCUCCUGUACAGGUGCUGAGAGCUGCUGCUUUUGACAAAGGAGAUGCUCAGAUGUGGACACAAGAGAUUCACUGCACAGGAAAUGAGUCUCAGAUUCACCUCUGUCCAACAUCACCUUCACAGGAAAAUAACAGUUCUCAUUACAGUGUUGGACUAGUUUGUGCAGAAAAUGUCAGGCUGGUUGGUGGUCACAGUCGCUGUGCUGGUCGAGUGGAGGUUCUUCAUAGAGGUCAGUGGGGAACAGUGUGUGAUGAUGGUUGGGAUUUGGCUGAUGCUGCAGUGGUGUGUAGAGAACUGAACUGUGGAGAACCUGUAGAUGCUCUGCAGGUCAGGCUGGUUGGAGGUUCUCACUGCUCUGGGAGGUUAGAGAUCCUUCAUGAUCAGACGUGGAUGUCAGUGUGUGAUGCUGCCUUUGACCAGCAGGAUGCAGAGGUUGUUUGUAGAGAGCUGGACUGUGGGGCUCCUGUACAGGUGCUGAGAGCUGCUGCUUUUGACAAAGGAGACGCUCAGAUGUGGACACAAGAGAUUCACUGCAGAGGAAAUGAGUCUCAGAUUCACCUCUGUCCAACGUCACCAGCAGAGAAAAACAACUGUUUAGAUAUCAGCACAGUUGGGCUGGUGUGUGCAGACCAUGUCAAUGUUAGACUUGUAAAUGGUCACAGUCGCUGUGCUGGUCGAGUGGAGUUUUAUCACAGAGGUCAGUGGGGAACAGUGUGUGACAGUUGUUGGGAUUUGGCUGAUGCUGCAGUGGUGUGUAGAGAACUGGACUGUGGAGAACCUGUAGAUGCUCUGGGUGGUGCUUACUUUGGAAAAGGAUCAGGACCAACCUGGAUAGGUUUUGUCACAUGUACUGGAUCAGAGUCUACACUGAAGAACUGUGGAACAGGAAGGCGUUUUGCAAGCUGUGAGCUUGCAAAUAGUGGAGAUGCUAUAGUCAUCUGCUCAGAGGUCAGGCUGGUUGGAGGUUCUCGCUGCUCUGGGAGGUUAGAGAUUCUUCAUGAUCAGACGUGGAUGUCAGUGUGUGACGCUGCCUUUGACCAGCAGGAUGCAGAGGUUGUGUGUAGAGAGCUGGACUGUGGGGCUCCUGUACAGGUGCUGAGAGCUGCUGCUUUUGACAAAGGAGACGCUCAGAUGUGGACACAAGAGAUUCACUGCACAGGAAAUGAGAGUCAGAUUCACCUCUGUCCAACGUCACCAGCAGAGGAAAACAACUGUUCACAUGACAAUAGUGUUGAACUGCUUUGUGCAGAAAGUUUAAAAGUGAGAUUGGUUGAUGGGAACAGUCCCUGUGCUGGUAGAGUGGAGGUUCUUCAUCGAGGUCAGUGGGGAACUGUGUGUGACAUGUUCUGGGAUUUGGCUGAUGCUGCAGUUGUGUGUAGAGAACUGGACUGUGGAGAACCUGUAGAUGUUUUGGGUGAUGCUUAUUUUGGACCAGGAUCUGGACCAACCUUGAUGUCAGUUCCGAUGUGUAUUGGAUCAGAGUCAACACUGAAGAACUGUGGGUCAUGGGCAUGGGGUCAUAAACAUUCCAGGCUCGUCAAUGGAUCUCACCUGUGCUCUGGGAGGUUAGAGGUGGCUCAUGGGAACACUUGGAUGUCAGUGUGUGAUGCUGCCUUUGACCAGCAGGAUGCAGAGGUUGUGUGUAGAGAGCUGGACUGUGGGGCUCCUGUACAGGUGCUGAGAGCUGCUGCUUUUGACAAAGGAGACGCUCAGAUGUGGACACAAGCGAUUCACUGCACAGGAGACGAGUCUUAUAUAUUUUUCUGUCCAACAUCAUCUUCUCUCAAAGACAGUUGUACCAAUGGAAACAUUGUCGGAUUAAUCUGUUCUAGUUAA